Amaranthus tricolor (Joseph's coat) is the source of this 1470-nucleotide messenger RNA. RefSeq names its product protein SENSITIVE TO PROTON RHIZOTOXICITY 2-like. NCBI's taxonomy places the organism in Eukaryota, Viridiplantae, Streptophyta, Magnoliopsida, Caryophyllales, Amaranthaceae. Gene Ontology annotation, biological process: response to acidic pH; response to aluminum ion. The transcript has 2 exons. The record is from RefSeq and is a predicted model, not a curated record. Bases 115 to 1272 code for a protein of 385 amino acids.
UCUCUCUCUUUUUUCCCCUUGUAAUAGACUCUUUUAGUCUUUAGUCUUAACAACACACAAAAACCCUAAAACCACCUCUUUACAACAAACUAGAUCUAGCUAAAAAAACACAUAAUGCAUAGAACUCUCAGCGGAUUUACAAGCACCAUCGAUCACCAUGCUUUACAACAAGACAUCCUGGAGUCUAGCUUCAGACACGGUGGUGGUAGUGGUGGUGGUGGUGGUGGUGGUGUAGGAUCGGAAUGUCACUUGAUUAGGUCCCUUCUUUGCAACCUAUCCAUCUUAAAAGAGAGAGUCCAUGAUAUUGAAUCCUUUUUGAGCAUAUUUCUUGCCCAAGAAAAUAACAAUUUCCAUCCUUCUUAUAAUCUUUCAGUUGAUCAAUCAAUGGCCUUUUCAACCAUUUCUAACACUAUCAAUGACAUUGUUGAAACUGCUUCUGAUAUGAGACUCAGUUGCCAACAGAUGAUCUUUGAAUCAAAUUAUGAUCAUACUGUUGAUCUGCCCCAUAGUAGCAUGCAAAGCUUAGUUCAUGAUAAUGGACUAUUGGAAUUCAAUGAUGGGCAUGUAAUAAAUAAGGGCACAGAACAAGGGUUUUAUGAUGGGGAUAAUAACUUGUACAGUUGGUAUCUUCAAAACCCAACUAAUUUCUACAAUAAUACCAACAGCAACAAUGUUCCAGAAACUUCUAGAAGCCCAACAACAAGUACAACAAUGGAAGCUUCUCAGAAUUAUGAAGUGGUGGAACUGGAAGCAGCAGAUCUAUUAGCAAGAUACACACACUGCUGUCAAGUCUGUGGUCGAGGGUUCAAACGAGAGGCGAAUCUUAAGAUGCAUAUGCGCACUCAUGGAGACCAUUACAAGACAAGUCUGAUUAGUAACAAUACUUCAAACAAGAGUCUUAUUGAUGAAGAAAAUAACAACAGCAAAAAUAUGGUGCUUAGGAAAUACUCGUGUCCACAAGAAGGAUGCAGGUGGAAUAAGAAGCAUUCGAAGUUUCAGCCUUUGAAAUCGAUAGUGUGUGUUAGGAAUCACUAUAAAAGGACACAUUGUCAUAAGAUGUUUAUGUGUAAGAGGUGUAAUUUGAAGCAGUUUUCUGUGUUAUCGGAUUUGAAGACACAUGAGAAGCAUUGUGGGGAUGUUAAAUGGCAUUGUUCUUGUGGGUCCAGUUUCUCAAAGAAGGAUAAAUUGAUGGAUCAUGUUGGUUUGUUUGUUGGGCAUACACCUUUGAUUGUUGUUAGCCAGCUUGAAGGCCUCAACCUUCAGUUUUCCUAGCUGCAGGUAGAGGGGGAUCAGUGCAACCAGUGCAAGGAUUGCUAACGUGGCAACAUCUGAAAGCUCAGAUCAAGUUUUACUAAAUCAAGGAAUGAUCAAAGUCGCAUAAUAGAAGGUGCGCCUGCACGUUGUAAGGAGUACUUGGUUAGAAGCCUCGCUCACUGUACUUUGAUUGAGUCUGAUGGAAGAAGAAAGUUG